UUUUCGGAAAAGAAUUCUUUUUUUUUUUUAGGAAAAAAAAAAGAAAAGGGAAAGAAAAGAAGGGAAAAAAAAUAUUGUUUUUAACUAUCAAGGAAAGAACGAAAACUUCUCGCUUUUUUUUUGGUUCAAACACCUACACUGUGGCUACAAAAAGCCUUUUGCUUAAUUCGACUCUCUCUUACUGAUCUUCCGUCAAUGGCUUCUUGAUCAGUUCGGUUCUUGAGGUUGAGUUCUGCAUUUGGUUAAAGGAACAUUGGUUGAGAGCUGUUGACCGGAACCUUAUCAGUUAUCAGAUCAUAUGAAGUGCUCACUCGGUCGGCGAGGUUCUUAGGCAGUUGAUUUACAUGCACUCUUACCGAAUAAUUUUUUCGAAGGAUUAGUUGAGGUGAGUGAGGGAAGACUGAAUUCUGGGACUAAAACUGUUCAUUUGCUAUCACAUUCGACCUGCAAGCUGGGAAACAGUGAACUAAGACUACUAUGGCUGAGGGGGAGAAGCUUAUAGAGCUUAAAUUCCGCAUUUAUGAUGGAACGGAUAUAGCACACAGUACUUAUGCAUCAUCUAUGACUGUUUCAACUCUUAAGCAAAAGAUUGCUGCUGAGUGGCCCCAAGACAAAACAGUCACACCAAAGUCAAUAAAUGAUUUGAAACUUAUACAUGCUGGUAAAGUUCUGGAAAACAACAAAACGCUCGCUGAUUCCAAGAUAAUGUUUGGUGAUCUUCCCGUUGGUGUUAUUACCAUGCACGUAGUAGUGCAGCCUGCUAUAGCAAAAAAUAAGACAGCUAUGGUCUGAUGGUCUAAGCUUGUCCAGUGUCUCAUUUUCCCAUCUGUCUUGGUGCACUGCAGAAAAGAGCCAGGAGGAGAUGCAAAAGCUGAAUUCAUGCGGGUGUGUUAUUCUUUGAUAAAUAAACAUUCACUGUAGUUAUACUUUGUAUUAGUCUGAUUUUGCUUUUGAAAUGGUGUUCAUCUGUAUACUGGCUGCGUUCUGACUCUGACUACUCAAGUAUCAUUGUUCUUUUUGUAACCAUCCUCUCUUACCGGUAAAAUUAGGAUACUUGGAGACACAUUUUGUAUAAGCUAUGAUUGUACAGAUGAAUCAAUGCAAUUCAGAGAGAGAGAUGAUAACAAUGAAGUUUGCAGCAAAAUACCUUUUGACAUUGAUUCAUCCAAAUCUAAGUGUUCCAGUGUUGAGUGUCAUGUUAAUAUUUGUAAUGGAUUCCAUCUC
Theobroma umbraticum is the source of this 1224-nucleotide messenger RNA. Its product is annotated as membrane-anchored ubiquitin-fold protein 3-like. The record is from RefSeq and is a predicted model, not a curated record. Gene Ontology annotation, molecular function: protein binding. Lineage: Eukaryota; Viridiplantae; Streptophyta; Magnoliopsida; Malvales; Malvaceae.